UUUUUCAGAGGAAAAUGCAGGGUUUGUCCUUCUCUCUGACGUCAGAUCUCCUUUAACAAAACCCCUCAGGGCUGCGGAGGAGGAAUAUCUGUGGCUCCCGAUGGGCCAGGCUAGUGUGGGCCCAGCUCCCCCGAGAGGCAGCCAGCUCCUCCGCUCUCCCCAGUGGAUGCCUGUGCCACCGACUCCCAGGCAUGCGGUGGUUCCUCUCCUGGGCGCUGGCAGCAGUGACAGCAGCCUCCGCGGGCAGCGUGCUGGCCACGGCUCUCUCUCCAGCCCCCGCAACCAUGGGUGUCACUCCAACGCCACUGGAGGACUCUGCCUCCCACCUCGAAUUCUGCAAGUGGCCGUGUGAGUGCCCGCCAUCGCCACCACUCUGCCCGCUGGGGGUCAGCCUCGUCACAGAUGGCUGUGAAUGCUGCAAGAUAUGUGCCCAGCAGCUGGGGGACAACUGCACAGAGGCUGCCAUCUGCGACCCCCACCGGGGCCUCUACUGCGACUACAGCAGGGACCGCCCGAGGUACGCAAUAGGAGUGUGUGCACAGGUGGUCGGCGUGGGCUGUCUCCUGAACGGAGUGCGCUAUGGCAACGGAGAGUCCUUCCAGCCCAGCUGCAGGUACAACUGCACGUGCAUCGGCGGCGCAGUGGGGUGCACGCCUCUGUGCCUCCGUGCACGCCCUCCUCGUCUCUGGUGCCACCAGCCCCGGCGUGUGAGAGUGCCAGGCCAGUGCUGUGAGCAGUGGGUGUGUGAAGACCACUCCUGGAGACCUGCACAGACCGUGCUGGGUGACACCACAGCCCUGGCUGCUGUAAGUGACAUGGAACCCUGGCACGGGAACUGCUUGCCCUACACCAGCCCCUGGAGCCCCUGCUCCACCAGCUGUGGCCUAGGCAUCUCCACUCGGAUCUCCAACGCCAACACCCAGUGCUGGCCGGAGCAGGAAAGCCGCCUGUGCAACCUGCGGCCUUGUGACGUGGACAUCCGCCCGCACAUCAAGGAAGGCAAGAAGUGUCUGGCUGUGUUCCAGCCACAAGAGCCCAUGAACUUCACUCUGGCGGGCUGCGUCAGUGCCCGCUCCUACCGACCCAAGUACUGUGGCGUCUGCACGGACAACAGGUGCUGCAUCCCCUACAAGUCCAAGACCAUCAGUGUCUCCUUCCAGUGUCCCGAGGGGCCUGGCUUCUCCCGCAAGGUGCUGUGGAUCAACGCUUGCUUCUGCAACCUGACCUGUAGGAAUCCGAAUGAUAUCUUUGCUGACUUGGAGCCCUAUCCUGACAUCUCAGAAAUCGCCAACUAGCCAGGCACGGGAUGUGAGAUCUGGGACCUGGGUGAAUGCUUGUCAGGAAGCCAGCACUCUGAGGCCAAUAAUGUCACACAGUUGAGCCUUCCUUUGUUAGCUCUUACUCAUUUUUAGACACUCCAGUCAGGACCUUCAGCCUCCUUUUCUGUCUACCACCUAGAUGACCCGUGAUUGUGCUGC
Molecule: messenger RNA, 1478 nt
Organism: Octodon degus (degu)
Lineage: Eukaryota; Metazoa; Chordata; Mammalia; Rodentia; Octodontidae
Gene: Ccn4
Product: WNT1 inducible signaling pathway protein 1
Exons: 5
Coding region: 192-1295 (367 amino acids)
Biological process (GO): signal transduction; cell adhesion
Cellular component (GO): extracellular matrix; extracellular region
Molecular function (GO): integrin binding; heparin binding
Source: RefSeq, a predicted model, not a curated record